Messenger RNA from Gaeumannomyces tritici R3-111a-1, 705 nucleotides. RefSeq names its product cellulose-growth-specific protein. Lineage: Eukaryota; Fungi; Ascomycota; Sordariomycetes; Magnaporthales; Magnaporthaceae. The transcript has a single exon. The record is from RefSeq and is a predicted model, not a curated record. Bases 1 to 705 code for a protein of 234 amino acids.
AUGAAGGCAUCCGUGAGCCUGAGCCUGCUGCUCGCGCCCCUCGCGGCGCAGGCGCACUACAUCUUCAGCCAGCUGAUUGUCAACGGGCAGGCCAAGGGCGGUGACUACACGUACAUACGCAAGAACAGCAACACGUACAUGCCGUCCUUCGCCAGCAACAUCGUCAACUCGCCCGACCUGCGCUGCAACACGGGCGCGCGCGCCGGCACCGCCCAGACGUACACGGUCAAGGCCGGCGACCGGGUCGGCUUCAAGCUGUGGUACAACGAGUUCAUCGAGCACCCGGGCCCGGGCUUCGUCUACAUGUCCAAGGCGCCGGGCUCGGUCAACAGCUACGACGGGUCGGGCGACUGGUUCAAGGCAUACGAGACGGGCCUGUGCAGCGGGCAGCCGAACAAGGACGGGGCCUGGUGCACGUGGCAGAAGGACCGGAUCGAGUUCACGAUCCCGGCCCGCACCCCGCCCGGCGAGUACCUGGUCCGGGUCGAGCACCUGGCCAUCCACGAGUCGCACGUCGGCAAGGGCCAGUUCUACAUGGAGUGCGCGCAGCUCAAGGUCGAGGGCCCCGGGGGCGGCACGCCCGGGCCGCUCGUCAAGAUCCCGGGCCUGUACAAGACCAGCGACCCCGGCAUCGCCUACAACAAGUGGACCAACAACCCGGCGCGCUACGUGAUGCCCGGCCCGGCCGUGUGGAACGGCAACUGA